UCAGUCUUUAUUGGGGCGACACAACAGCCACAGCUCCGGGGUGUCAGGAUGGUUGUGGGGCGCUAUGGGGCACAGUGGGGUGGUUAUGGGGCGCUAUGGGGUUGUUUUGGGGCGCUGUGGGGUGGUUAUGGGGCACAUGGGGGUGGUUAUGGGGCGCUAUGGGGUGCUAUGGGGUGGUUAUGGGGUGCUGUGGGGCGCUACGUGGUGGUUAUGGGGUGCUAUGGGGUGCUAUGGGGCGCUGUGGGAUGGUGGUGGGGUGCUAUGGGGUGGUUAUGGGGGGCUGUGGGGUGGUUAUGGGGUGCUAUGGGGUGGUUAUGGGGGGCUGUGGGGUGGUUAUGGGGCGCUGUGGGGUGGUUAUGGGGCACAGUGGGGUGGUUAUGGGGCGCUAUGGGGUGCUAUGGGGUGGUUAUGGGGGGCUGUGGGGUGGUUAUGGGGUGCUAUGGGGUUGGUUUGGGGCGCUGUGGGGUGGUUAUGGGGGGCUGUGGGGUGGUUAUGGGGUGCUAUGGGGUGCUAUGGGGGGCUGUGGGGUGGUUAUGGGGUGCAAUGGGGUGGUUGUGGGACACUGUGGGGUGGUUGUGGGGCGCUGCAGGGUGGUUAUGGGGUGCUAUGGGGUGGUUAUGGGGUGCUAUGGGGUGCUGUGGGGUGUUAUGGGACACUGUGGGGUGGUUAUGGGGCGCUAUGGGGUGGUUAUGGGGUGCUAUGGGGUGGUUAGGGGGCACUGUGGGGUUGUUUUGCGGGUGCUGUGGGGUGGUUAUGGGACACUGUGGGGUGGUUGGGGGGCGCUGUGGGGUGGUUAUGGGGCGCUGUGGGGUGGUUAUGGGGUGCUAUGGGGUGGUUAUGGGGGGCUGUGGGGUGGUUAUGGGGUGCUAUGGGGUGGUUAUGGGGUGCUAUGGGGUGGUUAUGGGGGGCUGUGGGGUGGUUAUGGGGUGCUAUGGGGUGGUUAGGGGGCACCGUGGGGUUGUUUUGGGGUGCUGUGGGGUGGUUAUGGGACACUGUGGGGUGGUUGGGGGGCGCUGCGGGGUGGUUAUGGGGUGCUAUGGGGUGGUUAGGGGGCGCUGUGGGGUGGUUAUGGGGUGCUUAUGGGGUGCUAUGGGGCGGCUAUGGGGUGGUUAUGGGUGCUAUGGGGCGCUGUGGGGUGCUAUGGGGUGCUUAUGGGGUGCUAUGGGGCGGCUAUGGGGCGCUGUGGGGCAAUAUGGGGACAAUCACAGCUCUGGGUGUUGGGGUUGGUGACAACAUCCAGGGUGGCUCCAGGUGUUGGGGACAAGUCCAGGUGUUGGGGACGGUGUUGGGGACAUCGUUGGUGACAGGUCCGGGUGUUGGGGAUGGUGACAACGCUGACAGUGGCUCCGGGUGUUGGGGGCAGUGACAACAUCCAGGGUGGCUCCAGGAGUUGGGGACAGGUCCAGGGAGUUGGGGACAGGUCCAGGAGUUGGGGACUGCUCUGGGUGUUGGUGACAUUGUUGGUGACGGCUCCGGGUGUUGGGGACGAUGACAACAUCCAGUGUGGCUUCAGGUGUUGGGGACAAGUCCAGAUGUUGGGGACAUUGUUGGUGACGGCUCCAGGUGUUGGGGGCGGUGACAACAUCCAGGGUGGCUCCAGGAGUUGGGGAC
Messenger RNA from Lagopus muta (rock ptarmigan), 1611 nucleotides. Its product is annotated as shematrin-like protein 2. Lineage: Eukaryota; Metazoa; Chordata; Aves; Galliformes; Phasianidae. The transcript is spliced from 2 exons. The coding region runs from base 49 to 1230 and encodes 393 amino acids. The record is from RefSeq and is a predicted model, not a curated record.